AAAACAAGAUGGCAGCUCUGCUCCAGUUCAAAGACUGUCACAACCUUCGUCGUGUAUUCAGCUAAAUACCCGUUCUUUUCCUGUCGCAAGGGUAUAAAUCCAGCAUUACUAGAUAAAAGGGCUGAUGUGCUAAGUCUGUGGCGGUCAUGGGAAGUCUUGGUCAGUCAGGGAUCGGAGUAUGGACCUUUAUCCCGUCCCCUCACCCGACCGGUCAAUGCGGGACAAAUGGACUCCCAUUGACCCCAAACUCGAUCGUGGUGAUGGGCCGUUUCCAGGCCUUGAAAACUCUCUACCAUCCACACAUUUGUCAGUAUCUUGAUAUUAUCAGAGCGAAACACGAGCGAUUGAUUGUAGCAGAGGAGUACUAUGAGGAUAAUCUUCUUGCAAGGAUAACAUCUGGAUAUCAGUUUAGUAAUGCAGAGCUUGUGAAUAUUGCUUAUGAAGUCAUCCAAGCUCUUGCAUACUUGAACAGAAAGGAAAUUAUUAGCAGAAAUAUCUCCCCAAGCAAUAUUUUGCUUGAUGCAAAGGGGAAUGCCAAGUUGUCCAAGUUUGGCAUUGAUCACAUGACUUUACAUGGGUCCUUAGUUUAUUUUCCUGUUGGAUCUCCACAGUAUUUGGCUCCUGAGGUUGUUGCUUCUGGGCCUGGUCUAUCCUUGCUUUAUGGUCCCUCAAGCCCUAAGGUCGAUGUUUGGUCAUUAGGGAUGGUUUUAGUCCAUUUAAUUAUGGGUUCUUUAUGGCCAGGCUUGUCCGAGAGCUGUGAUGUCGACAUUAUUUUUAAGAAAAUCAUGGACUUGGUGAAAACCCAAGCAGAAACAUUUGAGUCAGUUCUAAACAUAUUGGUAAAUGAGCACAAAGCUCCUCAUAAAUUACAGAAUCUCUCUGCUGAGCUUCUGUCUUUUCUUAAGUCCUGUCUUACUCCAAAGCCGACAGAAAGGCCAUCGCCCACUGAGCUCCUGGGCCAUGAAGUAUUUGCUAGUUUAAGGCAAAACAAGGUUCCUACUCCAUGUAGAAUGCAGUAUUUCUUAGCAACGGACCGCUCUGUGCAUAUGGAAUUGUCAGAUCUGUGCAGUGAUAACCUUGAAUAUGGUGAGACUGAAAGUGAAGAUUUGCUUGCUGAGAGGCCACUUGGAGAAGUUUACCAUCUUUGGUCACUAGCUGGCGGUGAUCUGGAGGGGGAAUUAAAGAAGCGAGGACUCAUCAAGACCAAGCCACCAAUACUUUCACUUCCAAAUAUAUUUCUUCACACUGGUGAGGAAUUUGGAGCCGAGAAAGAUAAGAUCCUUCUUCUAGAUGAAACAACUGUUCCGUUAUCUCUCCUGCAGUUACGGGAGAGGCUAAGACACCUUGAUGAGGCUGUUUAUUAUCCACUAAUCGAAGAAGACGAUCCUGCGAGCAAGACUGCAAUGUUGGACUCUGCCGAGCUUCCCCUGGUCAUACGGGAGAGAACUGUUGACUAUCAGUUUCACAGGGUUGUCCUCUUCCAAAGACUCCUUUUGGGAUACCCGUAUACAAGAGAUCGGCUCGUGCGAGAGGCGCGUGCCGAUAUACCCCCUAUGCUAAGGGGACAGAUUUGGGCUGCACUACUCGGUGUACAGGGUGAUAUUCAGGCCACCUACAAUGCAAUCGACAAAGAGUCCACCUCUAAUGCGGAUAGACAGAUAGAAGUGGACAUCCCGCGCUGUCAUCAGUACGACCAGCUGCUCUCGUCACCUACAGCGCAUGCAAAGUUCAAACGCGUCCUAAAGGCCUGGGUCGUGUCGCACCCAAACCUCGGCUACUGGCAAGGACUAGACUCUCUCUGCGCACCAUUCCUUUCCCAGCAUUUCAAUGACGAAGCUCUGGCCUACGCAUGUUUGACGGCGUUCAUCCCCAAGUACCUAUACAACUUCUUCCUCAAAGACAACGCCCCCAUAAUACAAGAAUACCUUGCAGUCUUUUCUCAGCUGAUCGCGUUUCACGAUCCAGAGCUUUUUAGUCACAUGCACAAGAUCGGCUUCAUACCGGAGCUGUAUGCGAUCCCCUGGUUUCUGACUAUGUUUUGUCACGUCUUCCCUCUUCACAAGAUUUACCAUUUGUGGGACACCCUGUUGCUUGGCAACUCUUCAUUCCCACUAUGCAUUGGGGUCGCCAUCCUGCAGCAGCUGCGAGACCAGCUAUUGUCUUUUGGAUUCAAUGAAUGUAUCCUACUGUUUUCAGACAUGCCAGGUAUCGAUAUCGAGCGCGUUGUGCGGGAUUCCAAGAAGAUCUUCUCGUGGACGCCUCGCACUGCCGCCAUGAGACGAUAUGAGUACGCCGUCGCUACAUCCAAAUCUAAGCCGGAGAAAGAUUUCUUGUCACUCAAAGACCUCAAGGCGGAGGUGUGUCCGCGCGUCUCUGCGCAAGAUCUAGUCCACAUCAUGGAGUUAGGGGAGAAUUCCUGGACUACAAGCAGCACCUCUCCCAGGAAGAAGCCACGUGGGAUAGUGGUAGACGUGCGCACGCCCGACGAACUGCACCGCGGACAGAUCACUGGUAAUGUAAACAUACCAUUCAACCAGGCCUUCACUGAAGACGGAACUCUUGCUCAGUCUCCCGCUGCCGCCACCUUGGCGACUUUCAAGGGCAAGAUAGUGGUUAUUAUGGGAAACAAGACUAACUAUCCCGCUAAGAUCGCGGCAGAGCUCGUCGACCUUGGUUACCCGCGGGUCUGUGUGUUGGAGGAGAAAGGCAUUGCCGUGCUGCGUUCGCAGGGCAUUCUCACCGUUCCCACGUAACCCAUCAAUCAAGUUACUGAUGUCAUAUCAUGUUGGAAUGCAGGCUAUUGCAGUAGAUAUGGAAUUUCAGUCAAUCUAAAGGCCAUGUUAGGCUAAGCUCAAACGUCGUAUUAUGCAUAUUGAUGCAAAUAAACCAUGUGCAUUGUUUUAUCUUUAAUUGCAUGCACUUGCACUGAAUACGACUCAUGAAAAAUAUCUGCAUAGAUGACGAAUAAAAUUUGCAGGAUGUAGAAACACGAUACACAGGGCCAUUUACUCGUAAUGUUGCGAAAACUAGAAAAUCUACUUUUCUUGCUACUUGCAACGCACCAAAAAAAUUGCAAGUUGCAAAAAGGGAUGCUAAACGCGUAAUGUUCUCACAACUCGCAACACAAAACAGAUUGCGUUGCAAGUUGCAGUAACAAAUACCCCUUGUAACAUGGUCUUAAAACGAACGGACACAAUUCUCGAACCUGUUUGAUCGAGACAAGCAUAAAUAAUGUUUCCUAUAUACAUUGGCCCGCCAAAGACAAAGUACGCACUUGCUUGGUUCACGAGAUUUCAGUACUGUUAUGUCAAAAGCCCCUCCAACAUUGUAAAUAAAGUGAGCAACUGAGAA
Molecule: messenger RNA, 3351 nt
Organism: Nematostella vectensis (starlet sea anemone)
Lineage: Eukaryota; Metazoa; Cnidaria; Anthozoa; Actiniaria; Edwardsiidae
Product: TBC domain-containing protein kinase-like protein
Exons: 29
Coding region: 147-2753 (868 amino acids)
Biological process (GO): protein phosphorylation
Cellular component (GO): cytoplasm
Molecular function (GO): protein serine/threonine kinase activity; ATP binding
Source: RefSeq, a predicted model, not a curated record